This is a messenger RNA of Megalops cyprinoides (Indo-Pacific tarpon), 2154 nucleotides long. It is a transcript of the gene csnk2a1, whose product is annotated as casein kinase 2, alpha 1 polypeptide. The record is from RefSeq and is a predicted model, not a curated record. Gene Ontology annotation, cellular component: cytosol; nucleus; protein kinase CK2 complex. Lineage: Eukaryota; Metazoa; Chordata; Actinopteri; Elopiformes; Megalopidae. Gene Ontology annotation, molecular function: protein serine/threonine kinase activity; ATP binding. Gene Ontology annotation, biological process: protein phosphorylation. The transcript has 13 exons. Bases 252 to 1430 code for a protein of 392 amino acids.
CCGUUGCUCGACUCAGGCAACCAGCGAGUUGUCCAGCUACCGUGGAGCGGUUGUCGCAGGUUACUACUGCACCUACAAUCUCCCUUUGAUUGGGAGUGUUUACGCCCCCCGGAGGAAUGGAGGUCGCCUCCUCGCUUUUUUCAAUACUGUCUAGUAUUUGAGUUCAGUGUCUGUAGAAGCCGCCAUAUUGUCAGUCAAGAGACGCUCAGAGGUGAUCCAGAGAGCAGAACCUUCACCUCCUCGUCUAGAACAUGUCAGGCCCGGUCCCGAGUCGAUCUCGUGUCUACCCUGAAGUUAACACACAGAGACCAAGGGAGUACUGGGACUACGAGUCACAUGUGGUGGAAUGGGGGAAUCAAGAUGACUACCAGCUGGUGAGAAAACUAGGCAGAGGCAAAUACAGUGAAGUGUUUGAAGCCAUAAACAUCACAAACAACGAGAAAGUAGUCGUCAAAAUACUCAAGCCAGUAAAAAAGAAGAAAAUCAAGAGAGAGAUUAAGAUUCUGGAGAACCUACGAGGCGGCCCCAACAUCAUCACCCUUUUAGACAUUGUGAAGGAUCCUGUGUCUCGGACACCAGCACUGGUUUUUGAACAUGUAAACAACACAGACUUCAAGCAAUUGUAUCAGACGUUAUCAGACUACGACAUUCGUUUCUACAUGUACGAAAUCUUAAAGGCCCUGGACUACUGCCAUAGCAUGGGAAUCAUGCACAGAGACGUCAAACCGCACAAUGUAAUGAUCGACCAUGAACACAGAAAGCUCCGCCUGAUAGACUGGGGCUUGGCAGAAUUCUACCAUCCCAACCAAGAGUACAACGUCCGAGUCGCGUCCAGGUACUUCAAGGGUCCUGAGCUGUUGGUAGACUACCAGAUGUAUGACUAUAGUUUAGACAUGUGGAGUUUAGGGUGCAUGCUGGCCAGUAUGAUCUUCAGGAAGGAGCCUUUCUUUCAUGGACACGACAACUAUGAUCAGCUUGUACGGAUCGCUAAAGUACUGGGCACAGAAGACCUGUAUGACUACAUCGACAAAUACAACAUUGAAUUAGACCCACGCUUCAACGACAUUUUGGGCAGGCACUCCCGGAAGAGGUGGGAGCGCUUUGUGCACAGUGAGAACCAGCACCUGGUCAGCACCGAAGCCCUGGACUUCCUGGACAAGCUGCUGCGCUACGACCACCAGGCCCGGCUCACUGCCAGGGAGGCCAUGGAGCACCCCUACUUCUAUCCCAUUGUGAAAGAGCAGGGGAGGCUGGGCUCUUCCUCAGGCCUGUCCACUGCCAACACCCCGGUCAGCUCCUCUAGCAUGAUGGCAGGUAUCACGUCCAUGUCUGCAGCUCAGCCUAUUGGGAACAUGGCCGGAUCGCCUGUCAUCUCCACUCCAAACACGCUGGCCACACAAGUCCCAGCAGCCACUGGGACACAGCCCUGAACUGAGAACCUCUCAGCCCCGCCUCCUCCUUUUUCAUGUGCCCCUGCUGUUGGACACCCCCAUCCCCACCCCCCUAAUUUGGGACAGGUCUCUGGGGCUGUGCCCGCCCACCUGGGCUUUAUUUUUAUUUGUAUUAUGUUGAGUAUAACAAAACAACAAAAAAAGAAAAAAUUAGGUUCUGUUUUCCCCCCACCCCCUUUUUUUCCUGUACAAUAAUUCUAUAUUGAGGGCCGGACACACAGCAGAGGUGUUUUGUUGGCAUGUGUGGCUGGAUGAAGUGUUGAGAUGUAGCUGCGUUCUCAUGAUGACUGUGUCUAGAAAUGCAUCUACAAUGUAGAAAAUUCCGAAGAAAAAUGGAUAAUAAAAUUUAUUUUAUAUGUCCCUAAAGUACACUGUGGCUUGAAGCAGUUUUCUGAGGACUUGUUUUGGGGGUCAGGGUAUGGGGUUGGUGUUGUUUUUGGCUCCUUAUUAUUAGGUUUUCCUCCUACCCCGAGACUCCAUUUGGCUGUGCUUAGUUAUUGGAUGUAGGGUGGACUGGUGUAGGAGUCUGUAUCUGUAGGUGUGAAGCCACCCUUUUCAGAUCAGGUGCACUGGUUAUCAGGACGUGUAUUCACUGUGCUCUCACUCACAGGGUCAGUAGUUUGCCAACUCCUCUCCCCCUUGUGUUUUUUCCCUCUUUGAUCAGCACCUAUGACUAAUAUUUACUUGACGUCAGCAAACAUUU